Molecule: messenger RNA, 5040 nt
Organism: Paramisgurnus dabryanus
Lineage: Eukaryota; Metazoa; Chordata; Actinopteri; Cypriniformes; Cobitidae
Source: RefSeq, a predicted model, not a curated record
AAAGAAAGAAAGAAAGAAAGAAAGAAAGAAAGAAAGAGCGCGCGCGUGUUAUGUGUUUCAUUGAGUGUAAACAGAUUCUUGUCUCUGUGUAUUUUAGUGUUAAGAUGAUGCAGGACACUACAGUGUGUGACAGUAAACAGAGCUUACAGGAGGAUCAAACCUCCACAGAGUCUCUGGAUUCUGUUUGUAACGCUGGAGAACAGCAGCAGAUCCUGCAGACCAAACUGAAGAUGUGUUCAGUUAAACUCAUCGACUGCACGAACCUCAUGAUGAAGAUUAAAACUGAACCCACAGAAAUCAAAACUGAACCGACAGAAAUCAAAACUGAACCGACAGAAAUCAAAACUGAACUCACAGAAAUCAAAACUGAACCCACAGAAGAGGAAGAUCCCACUGAGGAAGAUGAUGAUUUUAUUCCAUCAGAUGUGAAGAGUGAUUCAUGUUUGGAUAUAGAAAUAACGUCCUCAACAUCAAAAGAGCGACUGACAGCACAAACUCUUUCCUGCAUCACCUGUGGAAAGACAUUCAGCUUACAGAGACAUUUAGAGAGACAUGAGAGAAAACACACAGAACAGAAACUUUUCAAGAGAUCUGAGAUCAGCUUUACUACCUUACAAGAGAAGAAACUUCAUUCAGAAGACCACAGAGAGAAGAAGAAGAAGCAGUUUCACUGUGAGCAGUGUGGGAGGAUUUGUGUCUCUUCCUCUGAUCUAAAUGUUCACAUGAGGACACACAGUGAUGAAAAGCCUUUCUACUGCACUGAAUGUGGAAAAUACUUCAGAACCAAAAAAAAUCUUAAAGUUCAUCAGAAAAUUCACACUGAAGAGAAACCUUAUCACUGUAGUUUCUGUGGGAAGAGUUUUAAUCAACAGACUUCAUUACUAAAUCACACGAGACUUCAUACAGGUGAAAAACCUUACAAAUGCUCUCAGUGUGACAAGACGUUUGCUCAGUUAGCUUCCUUAAAAUCCCAUCAGAGACUUCAUACUGGAGAGAAACCUUAUCACUGUAGUGUCUGUGGGAAGAGUUUUGUUCAACAGGCAAGCUUAUCUAAGCACAAGAGAGGUCAUACAGGUGAAAAACCUUUCCAAUGCUCUCAGUGUGACAAGACGUUUGCUCAGUUAGGUUCCUUAAAAUCCCAUCAGAGAGUUCAUAAUGGAGAGAAACCUUAUCACUGUAGUCUCUGUGGAAAGAGUUUUGGACAACAGGCUACAUUACUAAAUCACAAGAGAAUUCAUACAGGUGAAAAACCUUUCAAAUGCUCUCAGUGUGACAAGACGUUUACUUGUUUAACUAACUUAAAACACCAUCAGAGAGUUCACACUGGAGAGAAACCCUAUCACUGUAGUGUCUGUGGGAAGAGUUACUCUAAUUUAUAUAAUUUAAGAGUCCAUCAGAGAGUUCACACUGGAGAAAAACCUUAUCACUGUAGUGUCUGUGGGAAGAGUUUUAGUGUAAGUGAUACUUUACUAAAGCACAAUAGAAUUCAUACAGGUGAAAAACCUUUCAAAUGCUCUCAGUGUGACAAGACGUUUACUUGUUCAAGUAACUUAAAAGUCCAUCAGAGAGUUCACACAGGAAAGAAACCUUAAUACUGUAAUGUUUGUGGGAAGAGUUAAUCAACAGUCAAACUUUGUAAAGCACCAGUGACCUUGAUAAGGUUAUGAAACCAAAAACUUGUAUAAAGUUUUAAAUAUUGUUAAAAACAAGUUAAUAGUAAAAUAAGAGCAAAUAAUCAAAGUAUUAGCUGUUCAAAAGGCUCAAAGGUCCUAAAUAUCUCAGAUGCCUUAGACCAAUCAGGAAGCGCAACGUCAUCAGAGCGUCACAGAAAGGGGAAGAAACUGUGCUAAGAGAAAAAGCAGGUGCUGCACGUGAGAAACUUAUCGCGUGCAAACUAACUUCAUUUAAUCUAACUUUAAGUGUGUAUUGAGUUGCUGUGUGCGUACAUGCAAAAAAAGCACACACACAAGUUGUAAUUCAACAAAGUCUUCAGUAAAGCAAGAAAUCUUUACUAUGUCCUGUAGUGCUUCUUUUCACAACUAAGCAUCUCAUUCAGUUCUGACCGACUGCCUGCUGCUUUACGCACCUAACUAUUCACUACAUUCCGAACCCUACAUUUCAAUUAGCAAUAUCGCAGAUAAAUAGAACAGAACAAACAUACAAAUGAAAUAAAACUGUGCUGCUCCUGGUUUCAGAUUGAUCUAACAGCACUUUAUUAUGGAGGACAAAAAAUGACUAGAAGGUCCCAUAUUUGAAAGUUUUAUUUUAGGUUAUGAUGUCCUAAAGGGAUAGUUCACACUGUUACGUUCCCAUGAAACCUAUAUCUUUUAUUGUUAAUCCUGUUUAUUGAUUUUAUAGUUGUUUUGUGUUUCGGGCUGUACCUUUUUGUUAUUUGCCUGUCCUUUUCUCCUGUAACUCCUUUAGGAGGGAAGAAAAAGAGAGGGAGAGAGAGAGCAAGAGAAUGCGUGCUCCUACGGCCUGAUUGCUCACGCCACCUGCAGCUUAUUACAACACUACAAGCUUCCUUUAAAAGACUGUAGCCGUUUCUCAAUGUCAAGGAAGGAUCCUCGAAAGCUAGAAUUUCGAGGAUGCUACGUCAUCGACGUCCGUCGAAGGACUGUUCCAAUGUCGAGGAUCCUCGAAAUUUCAGCCAAGGACUGAGUCCUUCGUUCGAGAAAUAUCACAUAUACAGGAAAGGACGCAAAUUUGUAUCCUUCGCGCUCUUCACGCGCUGAAAUCACCCACAAUCCUAUGCGCGCAGCACCGAAAGCACACCUUUCAAUCACGCAAUGACGUAAUGACGUGCACUUGCUAGCCUGUUCCAUUUAACGUGUUCUCCGAAUGCUUGAAAGGAGCCUCGCCUAGCCUCUGAAGGAAGUGACUUGUAAGGACUAGUCCUGCCAAGGAAGUAUCCUUGACAUUGAGAAACGGCUUGUGCUUGCGACCGCGUAGGGGAGUGAGCUUGUUGGGGAGAGACUUGUGUUGCUAAUCCGUUGAUUUGAAUAUACCUGUUGAAAAGUUUUAAGCAACUCACAUUGUUAAGAGUUGCUGAGAGGCUAGUUGAAGCCUAGUGAACUUGUUUUUGUUACCUGAUUUAUCUCUCUGUUUACCCGGAAGCCUGUAGGGAGGUGGGUGCCCGCUUUUUACUUUUUGUAUUACAUUUUUCUCCUGUUUUUCCUUAGUUAGGGAGGCAGUGUAUUUUGUUGUCUUUGAUUUUACCUUUUGUCGUUAGUUUAGCAGAUUUAAUACCCCUAGGUAGAGGGCUUUAUGUUUGUUAUUUUGGGCUAAACCCCUCCUGAUGCUUUUUGUUUGCUUCCACUGUUCUUUUGUUACCCCUUCUUGACCUGAAACGAGCGAAGAGUCUGAAACUCCAAAUAAAACACUCCUUUUUGUUUUCCAAAUGGUGGUUUCGUCUUAAUUGAAAAAGUGUGGCGGAAGUGUUGUACUAUUCAGAUUGUGCGCAUGCCCAGUUACGUGAUUGGUCAGAGUGAGCAUCGUGCAUCAGAGCUCCGUCGAGUUUAUCAUCCAAAUCCUAUUUUCUGACUACCUUGUUCCUAUUUAUAUAAUAUAACAUAUUCGUUUAUCUCAAGAAUACUUUACCGUGACGACUAUUGAGCAGUACUACCACGUGAAACGAUUUAUCACUGCUAAACACCCAGUGUUAGCAUAUAGCCCACUAGCAUCAACAAACAGGUGCCGGUUUUAGUUACCAUUUUGCCGAUCUAAUGGCGGACUCAUCCACUGUAUGCUAUUCACCUGUCCUCACCUGAGCGGGAAGCUGUGGAGCAGUUGAUACCCGGUUAUCGCAGAUCCUACGCGACGUACAGCGCCAAGUUAACCCAGGCUCCAGACAUCCACAAGCGACUGAGAAGUGCAAAAAGCGAACACCCUACGCGGUGCAGCUUCACGGAGCGCGCUCGAGGGAACGGAGACGCCAUCGCCCAGAAUGAAAGCGAUCGGGAAGCUGUGGAGGAGCCGCUGCCCGGCCGUCGCAGAUUCAGCAUGCCUCAUAUCACACUGGCUACAGACGUCCGCAGGCGAUCGGGGCGUGUUGCGAGCGAGCUUCCUUCGCGAUGUAGCUUCACGGACCGCGUCCAGGUGACCGAAGACGCCAUCACCCAACAUGAAAGCGGUAAGACUCCGCUUGUUAUUGUAACCUGCAUUACUUGCCACAUGUACAGUUUAGCUUCUUCCAUCAGCACAGAGGGGUUUACUUGUGCUAAGUGUAUUGAAGUAGUAAGGCUGACGGAGAAGAUUGCAGAACUAGAAGCGCGCAUCCAAACGCUAGUUGAUGACAGCAAUACCGCUAAGGCUACAAACGCUAAUACCGUUAAGGCUACAAACGCUAAUACCGCUAAUGCUACAAACGUUAAUACCGCUAAUGCUACAAACGCUAAUACCGCUAAUGCUACAAACACUGUUUCGGGUGCGCCUAGUGUUAAACGUAAUACACAUAGCUCGGUUCCAUCAUCUGAGUCAAGGGGGCCGACUAACUGGGUGACUGUCAGGCGGCAAAGUCGUUUCCGAUGCCCACCCAAGACCCCCCUGGUAAUUUCAAACAGGUUCGAUAUUCUAAGCAAUACACCGACUGAGACGUCUGUUAAAAGUGCCUUGGUCAUUGGAGAUUCGAUACUUAGGAACGCGAACAUUGAGGCACCAGCCACCAUAGUCGAUUGUAUACCGGGAGCCAGGUCUUCAGACAUUAGAUCAAAACUUAAAGUGCUGGCUAAUGCUAAGCGUAAGUUUUCUAAAAUUGUUAUUCACGCCGGCACGAAUGACACCAGACUCCGCCAGUCGGAGAUCACCAAAGAUAAUAUUAAAGAGAUAUGUGAAAUUGCUAAAACAAUGUCAGACAAUGUAAUAUGCUCUGGUCCCCUCCCCGCCUACCGGGGGGAUGAAACUUACAGUAGAUUAUUGUCUCUUCACGACUGGAUGUCAAAAUGGUGCCCUCAGCAUAACGUAGGGUUUAUAGACAAUUGGAAGCAUUUUCGGGGGAGACCUGACCUGCUAAAGAGAGAUGGCCUCCAUCCAUCUCAGGAA